AUGGCUGACGAAGGCAAGGACGAAACUUGCGAUCAGACCAGGCAAAAUCCACGGCAAGUAAGUUUGUAUUACGUUGCUUUAUUUUGUUGAAGAAAAAUAUUUUCUCUAAGAAGACACUACUACAGUGUAAACGAAGAGAUUACUAUUUUGGAGCUUUAUAUCCAUAUUUUAUACGCUGUGGCUAUAUGGCCGGUAACCGGGUCAAGGUUUUCAAAACACCAAAUGGCCGGCAGUUCUAUAUUCUCAGUAAAUUUCACAAAAUCGAAAGAUUCUAGCUAAUCUAAACUAUCAUAUGUCGAUUAAGACAAGUCAAGCGAUCCUGAAAUGCUUUAUAGAUCUCAAGUCUUGUGUUUGGUUUACGCUGGGCUCAGAAGACGAAACCGUGUUUUGUGACACUUGCAACUUUUUUCAGCUAGACUGCCGGUCAAGGUUUUCAAAACACUAAAUGGCCGGCAGUCCUAUACAAAGUAAAAGGCAAACGAACUUUAUGCCCUACAUAAUAAAUGAAACUGGUCUAAAAGAAAACAAAUAUAUUAUUGAUAUUCACUGCACGUUUGAUAUUUUAGUGGCACGAAAAUAACUCAACAUUUUCAGGCCGGGUCUUCGAAACUGUGUCGAGAACUGAUAGAAGCUUGAACAAUUGAUGAUUUAAAUCUUCUCUAUGAGGUUUAUCUCGGUUUUUCAUUUUUAUCCACUCUCGUUUUAUUUUCCGACGACAGUUUGAUGUGUGAGAUUGAUGACCUUAAGUCUGUUCCUUCACGUGUGCGUAAUCUUAUAGUCGAUUCUAAUGGAAAUAAGAGAGAACAAUGGUCGUGACUAGAAUGGAUACUCCAAAAUCAGGUAUCCGCUCGGAGACUGGAACUGAAUAAAAUUAUUUUUCGGCAAAUCACUCCGACUCUUCACGACCUUGUUGUGUUGAAAGAGAUAAGUAUACAAAGACUGAAAAAGGCCAAGAUGCGAAUGGUUUCUCCAAAAUAUGGAUCAAAGCCUACAUAGAGGUUAGUUGUUUUUCACGUUCUUUUUGUAAGAAUUUAGUGCAAGGAGCAAACAAUGUCUGUUUAAUUACAGUACCGCGACUGCAUUGUAAAGCUUAUUCAUAGCAAAGUAUCUGUUUGGAUAGCUCAGAAUAAGGUGGAUACUUCAGAAUAAGAAUGGCCAAAAGAUGAAAGUUUUGGCCAUCUGGAUUAUUAUUACUGAACUUCCCAAUAUAAACACGAUUGUUACGUUUACAAAGAGGGUACAAAUACAGUUAAAGUCAGUUAACCAUCUUAUAAUUUUAUGGGUUAGUUGAGGGUCGUGAAGGGGGGUACCAAAUCCCAGUUUCCAGACUAAUUUUUGCCAAAAUCCCAGUUACCAAAUCUAAAAUCCCAUUACUAAUGAUUAUUUGCAAAAUCAUGCGCAUAAUAAAUUAAAAGCACUGAUUGACGCUAUUUGGAUACACGUACCUUAACCUGGACUGAAGAAAAUCUCUCAUUCUGCUGUUGAACACUCUUUCUCUUCCAGCCCUUGUUGACAUAACCAUAUGAAAACCAAUUCUAUCAUCUGCACAAUCCUCGUCUGACUCACUGUCUCCGCUUUCACUGCUAGCUGGUAGCUAGACCGCGGGUGCGAAGGCGAAAAAUACUGAUUUCACGGUCUCUACUGAGGAGUGCAAGGUCUAUUGCUACGAAAUAUUGGAGCAAAGACCGCUGAAGAAAAGAAAUCCCAUUCCCAUUUUAUAAUUGUUCAUCCCAUUCCCAGUGGCUAAAUCCCAGUCCCAGUGAGUAAAUCCCAUUUUCCCAGUCCACAAUAAGGCUAAUCCCAGUUCCCAUUUUACCCCUUCACGACCCUCUUAGUUGAUUCCAAGCGUUAACAAUAGUAAAAAACACAUAAUUUACUUCAGGUCAUACUUCUUGUAGCUUGGUGAUCACUAUUACAAGCGCAGGCAGGCAUAUGCUCAAGUUUCUAAGAAAAAAAAACAGUCCUGCAGAUUGUAUUAGUGUAGUGUCUCUUUAUAUGCUCUGAUAUAGGCCCUGGAGCCUACAGUGGCAGAUCUGAACCUUCAGAUAAGAGGGGUGGGGGGAGGUUUCUCACCAGACCUUAAGGUGACGGGUAGGAACCACUCAUCCAGACCUUAAGGUAUGGAGGAGCUCAAUCCAGAAAAUAAUUUUCUUGGCACUGUUGUCCUCGGUUUGAUCUAGAAAUAUGGAGGGCAGGGGACCUCCCCUAGAUCUACUGCUGGGCUCUGCCAGCCCGCCCAUGUUCACCGGCUAUCUUUUUACAUUUACUAGAAACUCUAGUAUCAAUCCAAGUUAUUUAUCUUAAAUAUUAGGAUUUUUGCACAGUUAUUUAUAGUUACUUUUUUGCACUUGGUUUUUGUUUUGUUUUAUUGUUUUGUUUUAUUCAAAUCCCACGAGCCUCAUUGUCACCCAAACUCUCUGCCUUCCAUACCCUAUCCCACACUGAACUGUCUGACAACAGUCCUCAGCCAAGUGGUACCAUCAUGAUGUUGAAAAGUGUGGAAAUAGAUCCUGUCUAUCCUGGGAUGAAUUCUUUUUCUUUUUCUUCCCCCUUACUCCACUCAAGGGGGAGGUGUUUUCCUUCCCCUCCCUGUGACCUAAUAUUUCCUUGAUUGCCUUCUGAGCUCCUGAUGAGACAAGACCUUCAGCUUUAAGCUAAUUAUGGGCUACUUUCUGUUUUUCACUUAGUAUGGUGAGCUUAUCAUAAAUUUAAAAUGGAAUAAAAAUGAUCAUGCGGGCAUAUCCAUGUUGCAGCUGUAACAGGAGGAGGAGUUGGAGGUCUGGGUGGUGUUGCAGACAAAUGCUUGUGAGCCGAACAGAGAAACCAGUUGGAGAAAGAAAUGAAGAAAAUUGGAGAAGGCCAAGCAGUUGGCUGCUCAGUUGCAUGUCUGGGUAGCUUGACCAUUUGGUUAAUGAAAUUCUCAAAACCACAAACAAACCACUCUAAGAAUUUGAUAAAAUGUGUAAAAUAAAUUGUUUAUUACUUUUAUAAAAAUAAAGUCGUUCAAAUGUUUACAAUUCUACAACCAUUUUUUCAUUUCUUCCUUUUCCCAUAAUUCUUUCCUCUCUUUUACUUUCCUCUUACUCUUUCUCCACUUCCACAAUGUGCUUUUAUGUACCCUCUAUACCUGGGUUGGAAAGUCACCUGAAAAUUUGAAAUUAGCCAUGCAUUAAAUAAAGCUUCCAUUAUAAUCAGUCUUUCUGGAAAUAAAGCUACUACUUUGGCGGUAAUUCUCAAAAGCACUGUGUCCCACGAUACAGUGCCUUGAUUCAGCAAAUAAGCCUUAACCCUUUUGUUUUAGAUGAGAGUUUUCAACAGUUAUUAUGAAAAGAUGUUAAAAUUAAAGAUUUUUUUUUUUGGUAGCAGAGAAAAGCCCCCAGUUCAGUGCAUUACAAAUAAUUAUCACCUACAAAGUUGCCUAUCAUCUGAAUUAAAAAGGAACAACCAAAUCGUUUCGUUGUGGUACCUGCCUAAUAUCAAAAUAAAUAACUAAGAUACUGAUAAAUGAAUAAUAAUUAUUGAAGUAGAGUGUCCAGGCCAUUUUAGCUUAACAAAACAAAAAGCACAAGGUAAGUCAUUCUUAUUUCUAUUUUUGUCAAAAAAUGGAAUUUAGGACACAUUUUGUUUAUUGUCAUACAUUCUCUUAUAAAUUCAAAGUCCAACAAACUGGGCUUCCUUUGGAUGGGGCAACAUUUCAUGACAGGAUGGACUAUAAUGGGGCUACCUUUUCAACACCUUCAAUGUGACUGGAAAUUACAAAGGUUCACACAGCAGAUUCAGGAAUACAAAAUGACUAACUUGGAAUCACAUAGUUUACAUUUGCCAAAAGUAGCCAACAUUGGGCCUUUUGGUCAUAGAAAAGACUACAAAAGGAUUUGGGUUCUGGUUGGCUAAUUGUGCCAGAUACCCAGCACACCAAAAGGCUGACCCAUGUAUCCCACAGGUUGUGAGGGUCACUUUGGUUUUUAUAAUCUCAUAAAGUAUCCAUUAUUGUCACACUAAACUAAACAGCAACUUACUACUGAAAAAAAAAUCAACCAUAAUAUAUAAGAAAACAGAAAUAGUUUAUGUUGAGCCAUAAAUGGAACAACUGUCUGCUAUCCUUGGGGGGGGGGGGGUACUCCCUUAUAUGGCCUACAUGGGGAUGUGCCAGUGGGCAGGGUAUGGUUUUCGUCCUCUCUGUCCUAAACAGGGUAUAUAGUUUGGCACAAGUCUGUCUUAAACAGGGUAUACAAUUUCGUGCAAGUCUGUCCUAAACAGUGUGCAUGAUUUGUGCGAGUCGGUUCUAAUUAUAAACAGGCUGUUUCAUGCAUGAUCGAUUUCGUCUUAGUGCAAACGUUCACAGAUAUUUAGUACCUUAUCACCCAAAGCAUUUACUGGAAUAAAUAUAAAUGCUAUUGUUCUUGGCACCUUUGUCUAGCUAAGAUAAGUACAAGUUGACAGGUGUGCUUGAUAACCUUGUCCCCGUCUGAGGGAGUUGUUGUCCUAUCAGGGUACUAAAGUUGAGGGUGUUAUCCUAAGCAGGGUAUGGGUUUCAAACCCUCAGCGGCUCACCUAUACCCAAGUAUUGGUCGAGUACCCCCACCCCCGCCCCCCGGCCUGCUAUCCUAAGCAAGCUUCGAAUUAACUGAGCCAUAAUUAAACAAUAAUUGACUGUAUUUGUACCCUUUUUGUAAACGCAACAAUCGUGUUUAUUUUGGGAAGUUCAGUAAUAAUAAUCCAGAUGGCCAAAACUUUCAUCUUUUGGCCAUUCUUAUUCUGAAGUAUCCACCUUAUUCUGAGCUAUCCAAACAGAUACUUUGCUAUGAAUAAGCUUUACAAUGCAGUGGCGGUACUGUAAUUAAACAGACAUUGUUUGCUGCUUGCACUAAAUUCUUACAAAAAGAACGUGAAAAACAACUAACCUCUAUGUAGGCUUUGAUCCAUAUUUUGGAGAAACCAUUCGCAUCUUGGCCUUUUUCAGUCUUUGUAUACUUAUCUCUUUGAACACAACAAGGUCGUGAAGAGUCGGAGUGAUUUGCCGAAAAAUAAUUUUAUUCAAUUCCAGUCUCCGAGCGGAUACCUGAUUUUGGAGUAUCCAUUCUAGUCACGACCAGAGAACAAUAGACCUUGUCACGGUUUUCGACGCCAUCUUGAGGAGUAGGCAAACCCGUGAGAAAUUACGGUGUUUAUAUGAGAAUCUAAUGUCGAAUAAUUUCCGUAAAACGGCUGUUCUGAAAAAAAAACAUCAAUUGUAAAAUAAAGCUACAAAGCAAAGGAUUGUCCUAAAAAAAUUUGGGGGCGUACCUGCGCUUAAAUUUCUCCAGAGGCUUGCUUUAGAUUUUCCAUAUAUUUGUCUGUAUUUUCCCCGGGACUUUCUUACAGACAAAUGUAUAGAAAAUUUUAAAAAAUGGUUGUAGGUCUUCUAGUGCAUGUAACGCCCUCAAUUUUUUUCAGGAGAGCCUUAGGAGUGAAGCUUUAAUUUACAAAUCAUAUUUUUUUCAGAACAGCCGUUCUACGGAAAUUAUUCGACAUUAGAUUCUCAUACAAACACUUUAAUUUCUCACGCGUUUGCCUACUUGUCAAGAUGGCGUCGAAAACCGUGACAGGGUCAAUAGAUUCAACACAGUUAAGUUAGACGUUUCAAAAGAGCUUUACACCUAUCUCAUCAUUUUUUAGGUCGUCGUUUUCUAGACACGUUUUAUCCAAAACCAGAUUCAUUUCCAAAUUAAAGUUGUAAAAUUCUAUUUUGUUGACUUCCCGACAACAGGUCUGUGGCUAUUAAACCUAUUGUAUCAUCGCCGAAACUGAAGCACACCGUAUAAUGCAUGGUGACCAGCUAGUCAGAUAAACAAUUUCAGUUGUACGUACCACGUUUUUUUCAUUUGGCAGCAUUCAUUAAUCGUGGCUUUAUGAAGCCCCGAACCCUUAAGAAAAUGCAAAAUAUUUUUCACGCCUAGCCGUGCUGAAAAACUUUGGAACAAGUUUAGAUUUGUUUUGACUUUGCAACCUCUUUAGGAUAUGUUUUUUUAUCUCAGUACUUAGUACUAAGCUCCUUCAAGCAAGCAAUUAUCAAAGCCAGUUCCUUCACAUGAAAAUGAAUAUAAUAUAGCAGUUGAACCCAAAACAAAAUGCUACUUUCAUUUUCUUUCAAAACUCAUAUAUAUAGGAUUAUAUCUUUCUCUUUAAUUUUUCAGGGGUUAAACCGUGAAUAACUUGCUGUAUACAGGGCGUUUUUCAGAUAGUUAUUCACGUGGUCCAAAGACACCCCAAUCAUAAGAGCAAGAAACGCAGCACUGGGAGAAGGAAAAAAUUAUAGUAGGCCAGUUUUUGUUUGUCUUGUCCCAAUGCGUACCUUGCUCUCCAGUGCGUAUAAGGUUUUGGAUCACGUGAAUGUCUAGCCGCCAAGGGUCCGACUGGUUCGUAGUAGCCAUUAUUUAUUUCACUCAUCCAAUAUUGUAGUCUAGUCUAUUUAGGGGUAGUCCUUGAUAUGGCAUACGGACCCGAUCGGCUUGACCGUGGAAGAUAAGGUCAGCGAUUUACGCUCUUCUGGUGUGUGAAAUGGCAUUACUGUCGAGAGUGUAAAUACCUAGUCUCCCGCGCAGCGCCCUUUUUUCAGUGGAGUCGUAGUAUAUGUACUGGUCAAUGGUACAACAGCAGAAUUAAAAACAGACAAUUAGCAACUUCGCGAAAAAACUCAGAUCAAAUCUCCCACUCGUAGUCGUCCUCGUCCUCGAAUCUAAAGGUCUAUAGGUUUGUAAUCAAACUCAGAGCCCCCGUCAGAGGAUUCAUGGUAAUUUUCUUCAGUUUCAAGGAUCCAAACAUUGAUUUUUAAGCAUUAGACAGCAGGUUUUUCAUGAAAACAGCGUCUGGAUGAACGUUCAUUUCUGUGCUUUUUUUUUUUUAAGCUGAGGCUGGGCAACGUACUCAAGUGCUCAACUCUUAGUAAAUUUGCUCCUUAAAUUUCAUUGGCUAUUUAACUUUGUCCGAUCUGAUCCCAUCUUAUUCCCCAGAGUUGUUACUUUUAAGAAAGGUACUAAACUCACUCAUGGUUGCGUAUUUUAUUUCCCGGCUAGUUUCAAGAGCGAAAGUGUGGCUUCUUGUUGGGGAUAAAUAUUUGCGAUUUUCAGGAGGUCGUGCCCUCGACACACUAGUAAAACAACACGCAGAGAUGUCACUGUUUGUAAAACACGUUACCAAUAAACAACAUGUCCCUGUUUUUCUCUGACGCUACGGUAGACAUUGCCAGGCCUAGUCCCUGUACGGCGUCUUCCCACGCAAUCUCGGUCAAGGCAUUUCGUUGGCGAACUCGCUGGGACCACGUGACCCGAAACGUAAUAGCCGCGCGAAAUAACUGAGGGAGCUUUAGCAUCGACGACAGCAACGACAGCGACAACGUCAUUUUUCAAAUGAAUUCCCAUUUUUUUCAAUCUUUGUCGGGUUUAUUCCAAUUUGCUGAAAAUGGCAAGUGUAGGCGAAUUUCCCUGGAGUUGAUUUCUUGAGGACCGCACUCAAGUUUAGAGAGAGAAAAAGAGAUUCGUCGUCGCUUGUUUAUAAAAUAAAACUUGCAAUUAGGCAUUUUCACGUCGUAGUCGUGCAAGGACGGUAAAGAAAUGUAUAAAAGAGCGUUAUGCACGUGCAAAGUUGUUGUUUUGCGUAAUAAACCUAUUGCUUUUUUGACGUCCUGAUUGCCGUCGCCGUCGUCCUUGCUAAAGCUCCCUAAUGAGGCCUACGGACAAGGCAACCGCUGAGAGUGGUUCCGUACAGUCCUUCGCUAUCAUUAAAAACACUGGACACGGGAAUUUUGUUAUUGGCCGUUUUCAUACUAGAGCUAGAAAUGGAUUAUCGGUCUGAGACUAGCCUGUGUACAGUCGCCCCCUUCCCGACAGACACCCCUUCUCCGACUUUUUCUGAGGGGAAGGGGCGGCUGUACACAGAAACGGAUAAUCCCGUCUUCAAACAGUGUCCGUCGAAAUUGACGAAUAAAAUCAGGCGGAUUGUUCAUUCAAAAUUAAAACUAUUCCAUUUUCAAAUUAAGACGUAUUACCUAUCUGACGCGAAUCAUCAAACGGAUAACCCAUCUCACACGAAUAAUCCGUCUCUAGUGUGAAAACGGCCAUUUCUGUUGUAAUGAAUGUCGCGCCCCGGCCUUGAGUUGGGCGUGUGUGCUUUGCUUUUUCACAAAGAUUAUUUUUAAAUUGACUAUUGACAUUUCUAUGUGUAAAAUAGUAUUAGAAGUGGAAUACUUUAUAAAAAGUAUGAUCUAUCAAAUGUUAAAGUUUUUCAAAAGAAUAGCUUAUUUCAUCCCGAGAUGAUCUUAGACUUUCAUUUUGCUUUAAAGAUACAAAAAAUACAGGUUAAUUAAUAUUUAACUUUUUGAAACAAAAGAAGUUAAUUUUUAACUUUUUUGUUAACCGUAACUGAAAAAAAUUAACCGAUAGCCGUAAAAAUAACUUUUAAAGUCCUUUUAUUGGUAUACAAGGCCCUUCAUGGCCUUGCACCUUCUUAUAUUUCUGACCUUUUGAAUUUUAAAACAUACUCUAGGUCAUUGCGUUCUUCCUGUAAAGAAUACUUAGUGGUUCCAAGAAGCAGAUUGAAAACAUAUGGAGACAGAGCUUUCUCUAUUGCAGGACCUAAAUUGUGGAACGAUUUACCUCUAGAGAUUAGGAAAUGUGCUUCAGUGGCAACUUUUAAGCAAUCCCUUAAAACUUUUUUAUUUAAGUUAGCAUAUAGGUUAUGAGAUUCCUUUUGUUUUGAGAUGUUUUUGAUUUAUAUAGUAGAUAACUUAGGCUAUAUUUGAAUUAUAUUGUAUAUUGUAGAUAUUUUUAUAUUUUAUAUUUUUUAUAUUUUAUUUUGCAAUUAGGUAGCGCUUUGGACAAUUAUUGGAUUUUAGCGCUAUAUAAAUAAAAUUAUUAUUAUUAUUUAUUAUUAUUAAAAAGCCAAAAUUUUAGCCGAUAAAAAUUGCGUUAUAAGGCUAAAAAGGUGUUUUUUAUUCAAGAACCAUAAAAACCCAUCGAUAAAUUUUAAUCAUAGGAGAAACUUUGGAAGAUGUGUCUCUCUAAAAGCAUUGUCUAUUUUGGAGAAUACGUCGUUUAUUAUAUUGGUGAGUGAGAUCGAAACUUUAUAAUUUUCAGUGAAAAGUAGGGCAAAAUGGCGUCUCUUAUAAUUAUCUCCGCCACAUUUCGUUCACAAAGAUUUCAUUAUUUUUUAGCUUUAUGCAGAAAGUAUGUACUCGCUGUAAUGCACAUUUAGUGCACAGCAAUCGUGUAGAAAAUCAAGUUGCUAUAUUAUUAUACGAGUUUAGAGAAACUGUACCAGUAAAUGUAGCUUUAGGCCAGUUUUUUUUUAAAAGGUGCAGGGUCACCAACAUCGUACUCAUGGCCAGAUGCUGACCAAAAUAACAAAAUGAGAAAUGAAUACAUGCCAAAAAUUCAAAACAAUAGAAAAUUACAAAUGUGAGGAUUGCCUUCUCCAGGUCACCUACACCCAACACAGAAUAACUUUAACAAACUUACGAUUAAGCAAUCACAAACUCGCCUUAGAAACGGACCGAUACCUAAGACCUUAUAAAAAAAACCUGAAUCGAAUAAAGAAUGUGUCCAAAUUUGUAAACUUGACAUGGAGGACGAAUAUCACUGAACUGUAUAUGCCCCUCCUACCAGGAAAAACAAACGUUCUAUUCGAUAACUUGAAAAAUGGUCAUCUAAUUAGAGUGAACAAAAUGUCACCCAAUGAAAUAUUCAUGUUAUUUUUAAUAAAUAUCUCUAGCGAGAAUUCUGAAACCCCCAAAAUAAUAGCAAGGCAUGUGUUCGAAUGCUUCAAAAUAAGAAACGAGAAGGAAGACAAAGAGUAGUGUAAAAUAUGUGUCCGUGUGUAUGUAAUUAUCUUCUUUUUGCAAUAACUUGUUGUGUAAAGUGUACUAAAUAGCUUAGCACAGAAGAUUUUAAUUUUAAAUUAUUUGGAAAACGGUUUAUGUACCAGGUGGAAACAGGCCCCAAGUAAAGUGUUGUCUAUUGUCUAUGGCCAAUGAACAACCCUAAAAACUGCCCGCUAGCGCCUAGUUGUGAAAACACUGUGAUAUACAUUUUUUUUCAUUCUUAGCUAGCUUAGUAUCCUUACGAAAAAUAAAUAACUUGGAAGAUAGCUGUUAUUUGGACGGGGGGCGUACUCCAGUUAAUGGCUUAUACGGGGAGGCUUCGCCAUAAAAGGGUACCUUAAGGAGGCGUCAGGCAUAUUAAAGGGUAGAGAAUUGACGAUCUGGCCCCGAUUGACCAAACGUUGGGUAGCGCUAUCCACCUAAAUCACUAUCCAGCGGAUACGUAUUGGGAAAGUAAUUGCACUAUUCACUGGAUAGAGCCUUUGAACACCGAAGCCUGAAGUAUAUGCAUGUAAGGUAAAGAAAAUCGAAUGACGUGCCUUAUGGCUUUACCAUUUAAAUUUAUUGCAAGUUACACUAGCAGCCAAUGGUUACAUAAUAUGAUACAUAAAAUGAUAAGAAGACUCCCUGCUUUAGCUAUUUAUUUCUAUGGUGGGCAGGUACCAUGGGGGUGGGGGUACCAUCUCUGAAUGGAAGGUAUACUACAGAGGUACCUCUUCUGCCAAAACUGGUAGAUUAAAUUAAAAGGGUGUGGGGUUGGAUCUCGGGGUGAAGCCUCCCAGCAGAAAACUGUCAUGCUCAAAAGCGGACUCCCCGAUUAGCUCGCGCUGGUCACUGCUAAAAUUUGACUGAAACUGGAAACCACGUGUGAAAAGUCUCUGGUGCAAAGGGUAACUUCUCACCGGAAUUGAAUUUAUUAACGAAAACAGGUAAGUCAAUAAACGGCUGGGUUUUUAUGGUAUAAAGUGAUAUUGAAGAUAUUUUUCCUUUGAGCAGGAAGGGAGGCUGGGGCAAUCAAGUGAUCCAAAGAACCCGGAGGACCCGAAGGAACAACAUGAGCUGGAAUUCAUGAUCAUUACCCUGGAAUUGCUGCCUCACCAGAAUGGAAAUGCAGAAAAUGGCACUUCAUCGGGCAAUGGUAAAUCGGGUUUCAGUUUCAGUCGAAUUUUAAAUUUGAACAAGUGUCAGUUUUAUUCCUCUGACAGUUUUCGGAGAAAAAGAGGCCACGCGGGCUGAAUCAGUGUCACUGCACGUACAAGCAGAAGCUAUCGAGUCGGUCUGCCGAAUCUCGUACUGAUAUAUUUUUCAAAGCAUAACACAUGUAGUGACAAAAAUUAUGACUCCCUUAAAAUUAUUGUUUUCCUAGUAAGAUAUCGAGGUGUCCAUAUUAAGCGGGUGUCCGUAAGGGAGAUUCGACGGUAUGUCUGUUAAGUUCAUCGAGCCUUCGAGCAUUGGUUUCUCUAGGCCGAAUAACAUGCUACGAAGGGAGAAAAAUCUCUGCGAGCGACCUUCUGUAUCUUUGGUCGAGCCGCCGUCCAGCGCGGUGAGGGUAAAAGGCGGAAUGAGUUUGCGGAAUGGCAUGUGGCAUGGCUUGCGGAAUGACAUAAUUAUGCGGAAUGUAAAAUAUGGAAAUUGGCGCAAAGAAAUAAAUUAAACUGAAAGGCAUGCGCGGGUCAUUGCCGCCCCUUUUUUGGCGCCAAUUUGAGUGAACAACUGCUUUACUGGUUCACGCAUUUAGACAUUUAUCUAAAACAUACCCGAGAAUUAGCUAGCAGCCUCCACACGAAAACAUUGAAGUCCGGUAAAUAUACUGAGGCGUGACCAAAAUAACUUAGUUUCCUCGAUUAACAAGACGAAAUAUCUUCUUUUUCCGUUAUCCUUAGCGAAUUUAAUACCAUUGUUAUAGUCCUUAUUUUUGAGUCGAUAGAAAGUGAAUCCCAGAAUACUUGUGCAUUUGAUUUUUUGCUUCUUCAAAAUACUGUCGGCACCGAAAGUGUUACUCCUUCGAUCAAGAAUUACGUUGCGUUACUACCUUGAUUUCGUGACUGUGAUUUUGACAGCUCCGUCUCUUCAACGUACGUUUUGCCACGUGCAGUCACGGAACAGACUGUCACGCAGAGUCGCCGGCAGGUAAAGUUCAGUGUUUCAAAAUGGCUAAAAUUGACCCAGUUUCACCUUUUUACUCCAUUCUUUGAUUGAAAAAAGCAAUUUUGCAAAGGGAAAACCUACAAGACGUACGAAAAACGAGCCAUUGGGCUGUAAAUAUCUGUUUAUGUGCGUUUCAAAAUUAGUAGUGUUUACACAAUACAGACAAUUUAUACCGCCAGCCUACCAUGAAAAUUCCUGAACUUCGAUGGUGUCUUACAGAGAUUUCCUUCACUUACCCAAGCCAAUUCCCAGGUAUGUUUUAAAUGAAUGUCUAAAUGUGUGAUUUAAAUCGCAAGAAGAGAAUUUGGAGUUAUACCACAUGUUAAAUAUUGGCGGCGAAAAUGAGCAACGAACUGAAAUUUUUGUUAUCCUGAAAACCUAUCCCUCAUUUUUAAAAUUAUUUCAGUACGACCAGCUUCCCUUUGUCCAGAAAAAAUCUUCUAGUGGAAGGAAAAGAAUUUUUCUGUUCGUGGAAAGCGUCCAAAUUUCUCCAUCCAGCUGAUGUUAGCGAAUUUCAGGUUAAAAAUUAAUGCAGUCUGAGACUCCGGCGACAUCGAGAACCGAUCUUCUAUUUUUUCUCCCGAAUAAAAGGCUUUCGGCGGGAACAAUCUACGUUAGGUUUCUCUUUUACCUAAUAGCUAUCUAUGAACAAAAAUGAAAGAAAUUGAUUUUUCAACUCUUGUCACGAAAUUAAGAUUUUGGUCGAUUUUUCUGUUUCGCACGUCUCAAGCUCGCAGCUGAGGAAACAAAAUACAAGAUUCAUUCAUCUCUGAAUAAUAUUAUCAAUUAUGUCACGAUCACGUAACCCACAGUCUCAUAAAGAAACACUUCUCACACGGUUUCGAAUACAAAUAUAGGUAACAAGAAACUGUUGAGUUAAUCGUACAAACAUCUUUUGCAGAAAAAAAUUAAAGUAGAAGGGAGCGUGACCUUCGAAAACAUCUUUUCUUCAAUAGACGAAGAAUCUUUUUGGCUGUGCGGAAAAGGCUGGUCGACAAUGAGCCUUCGUGGUUUUUUUAUUGUCAUCAAAGGUUUAACCUUUGAUGACAAUAAUAAUAAGCCCGCAACAUUAAACAGCGGCUGCGUUUGCAAAUUGAUUGGCGCCAAAAAUGGGUGCUCUUUUCAGUUUAAUUUAUUUCUCUUGAUCAUUCAGCAGCGUAUAUUAAAUUCCGCAUAAUUAUGUCAUUCCGCAAGCCAUGCCACAUGCCAUUCCGCAAACUCAUUCCGCCUUUUACCCUCACCGCGUCCAGCGCCAUGGACGAAUAAAUUAACUUUGAAAAGGUAAAACCUGUUUAAAAACAAGUUAGGGCUCUUGCGCAAUUGCUUUCGCUUAUAACUGCUGCCCAAACGCGAGCCUGCUGUGAAUUACGCUCUUUCAGUCCUCCUACCCACAUAAUUUGUCGACUGUAGGGUAACCCGACUAGAGUUGAAUUCCUAGGGACCAUAUCCAAGUUCAGAAAGAGAAAUAAAACUUCGUCGUUACUUGUCUACGUUCUCCAUAAAACGCAAAGUAUGGCACUUUCACGUCGUAGUCGUGCAAAAUAAAUAUGUCUGCGCAAAAGGCAUAUUUAUUGUUUUUCUUCUUAAACCUAUUGUUUUUUUUUGUUUUUGUUUUUGUUUAUUUUUUGACGUUCUCUUUGCCGUCGCGUACCUGGAUCUUAAAGUCCCUAUGUUUCCUGCGAAUCAAGAGGAAGUGAUGUUAUUUGACGGUUUGACUUAGGCGUCACGUGGACCCGCAUGCUUGAUGGAAAAGCGAACGGACGCUCUCGGCGGUUUCUUUCCAUUCACAGCGUAGCGUCCAGCCCGGAGAAACCACUGCUGGCAGGGAAGUCACGCCUUGGUCACCAUGAAAGCGUUACUGACAUUUGCCACAGACGAAUGCUUAAAAAAAUUCUCGCGGCCCGUCCAUCAGAAAUGUGGCCCUUCUCCAGAUAUUUCAAAAACAAGUAAAAUCGACUCUGGUCUUCUAUCACUAAUCUUCUUCGUUAUUAAGUCACUAAAAUUUUGGUAAAACAUGGCAAAUUUUCACGCCAAUUUGAAUCCACUCAAGAACAUUUGAAUGCUGCCAUGUUGCCUCGUACAUUUCCAAAAGUGGGAAUGCUCUGGACGGUAGAUAUCAUCUCAUCGUAAAUGACGAGAUUUAAAGUUUUAAGCUUUCCCUUUUUCUGUCUCUUAGCUAGAACACACCCUACUAUAAUUACAACAUGACAAAAAUUAAGCAACAAAGAAGGCUAAUGGACUUAAGUUUGGUCCACCUUAUAAUAAAACUACACCUGUAAUAUUUAAUAUCAGCUCAGAGUGUUGUCAAGGAUAUGUUAAACGAGAGCUAAUUAAUGGAAGAGGGUCCAUUAAGCAUAAUCAAUACUUAUAUAGGUUUUUUUUGUCCAUUUAACAGGCCCACGACAAACGCCUCCUUCAAACACAACCAAUCGGGUUUUAGCUACUGCAGCUGCGGGGGUGGCUGCUACUGCUGUAGGUGUACUUGCCGCUCCAGUAGUUGCUGGCACUGCUUUAGGUGCGGUUGGAUUCACUUCCGCUGGAGUAGCUGCUGGUUCUUUCGCAGCAGGUAUACAGUCAGCUGUUUAUGGUGGAUCUGUGGCUGCCGGAAGUCUGUUUGCUCUUUGUCAGAGUGCAGGUGCAACCGGAGUUAUUGGUUCAGUGGCGACAGCUGCCAUUGGUGGUGGUACUGGAUUGACUGGGAUUGCAGCAACUCUAGGGGUUUUUAGAUUGUUUGUAAGGCUCGACUGUUUGCAUAUUUAUUAUUAUUAACGUUCCCGUAGACAGUAGAAUUAGAUUAAAACUAGUAUAGUCAACAACGCGCCACAUUCGAUUCCACUUCGACAGCACUGAAACUGAAAAAAAAAAUCAACAUAAAUCCAAAACAGCAACUAAGGAAAGAGAAAACUUACUUCCUAAUAUGCGGUUUUGCUAAGCACGAAAAGACGACCGUGAACAUUCGUGAACGUCGUGAAAAAUAUUUCUGGAAUGAAUUUUUAUUGGUGCUGUGUCUGAUCACGACAAAAAUCAGGACCCGCGAGAAAACCACAAAACCACGAGGUUGUUUGGCUCACGCUUUAUUAGCUUUCCUCACAACGUGUUUGGGGUUUUUUAAGUGACUAUCUCGCUUAGCGAAAUGUUACCUUGAUUCAAAGUUUUAUAUCAUUUGCGUCAUGUGAGGUACUGGUAACUUCAUCUCCUCAAUUAUCCAACUAUUGGUGACCUUAAUAGCUCAACUGUAGACAUGGGCGUGCUGUUCACGUGAGUUCUUAUUAGAGACCUUAAGAUCGAGGCUUAGCUUUUACACUUAACAGCAACCCGCGGUUAAUGCGGUUAGCGGUUUCACAUUAGCCUUAUAUGCUUAUUGCAAGUAAAUUUUUGGAAUAUCAUUUUUGUCAAAUCGAAAUUACAGCGCUAAAACGAAUAAUUCACGAAUACCGAGAAGCUUGUCAACUGAGGUUUCAUUCAGUUGCUAAAUGAAAAGCAGUUCCUUUGCAUUAGAGAAUAAUGAUAAUGAUGAUGACAAUGAUUCUGAUUUGAUGAUAAUAAAAAAAAUUUCAUAAUUUUUGUUGGUAGUACAAUAAUAAGAAAUUAUAUGGGUGAGGUAUUUGUGAUAUCCGAAAUAAUCAAGGUCGAGGAAAUUAACACUUACGUUAUCGAAUCUUUGAUUAUUCUGUAUAUCACAAAAACCGAAUUUAAUAACUGUUUUAUUAUACUGAUUGAUUAAAAAAGAUAUUGAUCAAACAUCCGUCCAACGGAAUAAAGCUAAUUUGUAGGUUGCGCUGAUUUGCAAAAUUAAAUUGCAGGCUCUUAGCCAAUGAGAAGAUAGAUAGCACAAUGCAUGCCUUGGUAACCGUAUCUUUAUUAUUUCUAAUGCGCAUAUGAACAUAAUUGUAUGGUAUAUGCGCAUUGUAAUUUUAUAUCUAGUGCUAUCAUUAUGAUUCAUGUACCAAAAAAAAAAUCAAUAGGUAUUCCAUGGCAACGAUGUUAUAGAUCAUACACGGUAGACAUUUGUAUUAUGAGUCGAAUGGGUUAACGUAAACAAUGGUUUAUUAAUCUGAUAUACGUAACAAGCAAAUGAAAAUAUAACAUUUUAAAAAUCGAUAAAUUCACAGGGAAGGAGGUCCGACACCAUAAAGUUGAUGAUUUGUGGAGGCGGAGUUGGAGCACAAGUGUUUUCUGGUAUUGCAUGUUCUCAAAAAGACACUGACGUUCGAGUUCUUAGUUUGAAGGAGGAUGAUGCAAAGCGCUGGAAAACUGCACUGCAGCAAAAGCAACUUGAGGUUAUAUUUCGCUGUAAAGGGGAGGAAACCUUUCCUAUUGUAUCCAAACCAGCUCUAGUGACAAAGACAACAAAAGACGUAAUGGGAGAUGCUGAGGUGGUGGUAUUUAUGAUGCAGCCGUCCUGUCUUAAAUAUUAUUUAGAGGCUUUAGCAACUCACGUUAAACCUGGCACCAUUAUAGUUGGCUUACCGGGGAACAGUGAGUUUCACUUUCAAGUUCGUCACGCGCUCGGGAGUAAAGCGCAGCAAUGCACCACCAUGAAUUUUGAGUCAUUACCUUGGACGUGUUGUACUACUGAAUUUGGAGUUAAAUGUGAGGUGACUCGUAUCAUCGACACACUGCCGGGGAAUAUCAAGGUAGGCCUAAUGUCGCUUAACGAGAACUGACUAUUACUUCGUGGAUUAUAUGACAUAAACAUAAUUCUCAAACUCAUUACUUAUUCAUGAAGAUAAAACAAAGGAAAUCACUACCGUAACAGUGGUUUGGAUAUCGGAUCUUAAGUACCAUAAAAUUUUGCAAACUUUAGCUUUGAAUUUCUUCAUGAAUUAUUGAUUUUAUUGAGAAGAUAUAUCAAACACUCCACUCAGUGUUUCAGGCUGAUAUCCAGACACCUCGAAGUCGGGCUUAAAAAACUCGUCUGCCCCUCCUUUCUCAACCCACUUCUCGAUGUCUUGAUGUCGGAUGAAACACUGAGUGUCGUGUCUGGUAUAUUACAUCACGGUCUAACUCAAACUAUACUGUUUUUACGUACUACGUUUUAAGCAUUAUGAGGGCAGCUUGGCCAAGUGGUCAUCGCGUCAAGUUCGUCAUACGGUGAUACUAGGCUCGAGCUAACGUCCAAACACUUAUUGCUAGAUUUGUUUUCUCUCUCGCCUCGAGUCGAAAUUGUCAUUCGUUUUUGUAAACAGCCAACAGCUGAUUGCUUCAUGCCAUUUUGUGUUAUUGAUAUUGGUAAAUGGUUUGAGUGGAGGGCAAUUUGGUCUGAAAUCAUACGCGUGACUUUAAAAUUGGACAAGCGAACAGCGUGAGUUCGAUUUGAAAUCACAAGAGUAUGAUUUCAGACCAAAAUUGCACGUCACGAAACUCAAUCACCACUUUAUCACAGCCAUAUUCAGUCAGUACCAAUAUUUGUUUGACCAAAUAGCCGGUUUCUUUAAAGCGGAACAAAGAGGCUUUUACAUCUCAUUUUGUACCCGAAGCAGAAAUGGUGCAAUGUAGAGCAAAAAUGGUGCGAUUUAAACAGAAAUGACGUCUUUAGAACAUGAAUUACGCGAUUUAGAACAGAGGUGAUUUAGAGCAUAAAAUAGUGUGGUUCGUGAACAAAUCACAUUGCUAAGAGCCAGUCAAAUUGCAAAGAUCACCAGUGAUUUUAAAAGGGAUAUAUUUGGACUAUCUGUUUGGACUAUUUGGACUAUCUGUUUUAAUACGUUCUUUCUUUCAUGUGGAGUCACUAUAAACUAGCUGGGAUUAAGAAAAGCUGACCUCUUUCACUGUUUACAAAGCUUAGCCCUUGACUCAUUCUAUACUUUUUUCACUUAAAAAUAAUCCAAAUUCUCAGAGUGAAUGAUCACAUUUGAAGUAUAUCGUUUGAGUAAGGCGUUUUAAAAAAACUGCUUGAUUGCCCCAGCUUCAUUCACAAGCAAUCAUUGUUUUAAUUUGUUGUUUUAAUGCAGCGAAAGCCAAGAGAGAAUUCCGCCUGAGCGCGUUUUUCAGGCAUUCUAGCGAGUAACGUAGCGCUACAUAACAACAGUUAGAUGUUUGCAAUAGCGACAACCGUCUAUAGUCUUUCUCGUCAAAUAUGCCUAACAUGAGCACGAAAAUAUUCUUACAUGUUAAAUGAAUAAAAAUGAUUAAAAAUAAACUAGGUAUACCUAUCGAUAGAGUGCCAACGAGCAAAUCAUGCGUAUUUUGCAUAGGAAUGGUUCCUUUUUUCCAACAUUUGACAGUUUCUUGGUCCCUUGCUGUUGAAAGGAUUAUUUUCUUGAAACAGAGGUGCUACGCAAGUAUAAAGGUUCGGAGAAGAGUCAGUCCUCAGACUCCUGUGGCUUUACGAACCUGCUAUAUAAAAGUUUGAAGUGUCAUGAGGCAUACUUUUUUGAAAGAAUAAAAUAGCUUGCAGAGAAAGCGAUCGGUAAUAUUUAGAGGGAAAUAUAAAAAAUGAUCGUUUCUCUUACCACUACAAAAUUAGCGUCGGUUCGGUUUCACUAUAUUUGUGCAGUUUAAUCAUUUAAACCUCCUCUGAAAUUUCCCGGGGCUUUUUGUCGAGUUCCCGAUUGAAUUUUAGAAUGAUUCGCUGCGCUGCUUGAAAUGUUUUCGAAGACAUGCGAUGUACGGCACGUCGGUAUUUUGUUUUCACUUAAUACAAACUCGGCCAGGUUUCGAAAAAAAUAGCGUUGUUUUCUUAUCUUUUGUCGUUCGGUUUAGGCUUAUAAUUCUUUUUUAUUCUAAUUUUUCCAUUUACUGGUUAGAUUUUUUCCCCAACAUCUGAUUUUCCAACAGAAGGGACUUUAUUCUUCGUAUCAAGCUUUCCUUAUCUCCUCGUGUAAUCUGAUCCCUUUUAGUGGUGAGAAUUGCUUGUUUCACAUGGAAAACUUUUCUUUCCUUAAACUGUUGUUUUACAAGCUUCUCUUCGUUAAAACCUUACAUUAAUGGCCCCCAAAUUAUACAAUGCAUCAAGUUUUCAUUUUCCUUGACUGCCGGGGCCAGAUUUAGGUGAAUAAACAAUAAAAGCGUACCACAUUCAAGUUCAAUCUUCGCGUGCGACCGAGGAAAAAACACAUGUGCUCCAAGUAUAGUUUAUCGCCUUUUGAUUGGCUGAAACUGUCACACCACUUGGUCUCAGGGGAAUCUACAUUACAUGAGGUUAGGGGCCGACCAUUUAACUCUUGAGGGGGGGCGCGGGGGUGGGUGAUUUCUGGUCAUCAAGAAUUUUUUUUUCUAGCAAUAUGGUGGGCAGGAUAUUUUUUUCCCUUUUUUUCCCUUAAGCUCUUUAUUACAUUUGUGCUGCAUGCAAUUUUUUUCUUCCGACAAGCGCUUGCAGGAAAUUUUUUUUCAAAAUCACCCACCCCCCCCCCCCCCCCCUCAAGAGUUAAAUGGUCGGCCCCUUACACUUUUUGAGGCUCCAUCGAGAAUUUUUCUGCCUACAGCCGAGUCUUGCGUGGCUCUAUUCUGCUGUCGCCUCGCCAUCCGAGCGUCUUCGCUCGGAUGGCUCGUUGGCAAUGAGAAUUAAAAGUUCGAGGGCUUAAACAAAUGAGUUUAGCUCAAACCAGGAUCAUUAAAAACAUUCUUUUAAAUGACUCAGAAAGUCAGUUCAGUUACUGCAGUGUAUGGUGCUAAUUUAAGGAGGCAUAAAGGAAAAAAUAAACAAAACAAAUAUCAACGAAGCACAGCUUUGAGCGGUAACUUCAAGACCCUGACCGAAGACACUUUCAUUUCACUCAUGGUGGACUCGGCAUUAAACCUAGGCCGUAAGUAGAGACUGAUAUACUCUACUGGGGCUAUGUCAUGAUAUUUGCUCUCUUUUUGAAAAAGGCUAAAGCGUGUCUUCGCAUCCAUUGAAAUCGAAAAAAUAAAGGUACAGACGGGCGGUGACUCUUGUUAUUUAAUUGUUUCCUGCCGUCUGUUGCUACUGAUGACAAGGAUGGGUAGGGAUUGAAACUUGAAAGUGCUGGGCCAAAUUUUUCAAGUUUUUAAUGCUGUGCCUGCAAAACUCACCAAAAAUGGUUUUUGCUCUCUGAUGAAAAUUAAAUUGUUUGAGAUCUUCUUCAUAACUAUUCAAUAGCACUUUGUUAUAAAAAUACAGAGUACAAAUAAAACCAUAGCAGAGAGGUGUUCAUUCAUUGAGGUUCAAAAUGUGCAUGAUAUAUAUGUAUUUUUUAUGUUUUACCAGAGAGGAGACGUCAGUCCAAAGAAGGACCCAGUUUCCACCCUGCAGUAUCUUCUGGGACCCCUCCCUAAACUGGCCGUACAGUUCAUCGGCUAAGGCCGUUUAUGCAACCCAAACAGUAUUAUUUGUGAACUUGACAUAGAGUGAUUUAAAAUCUAAAGAAAAAUAAUACCAAAAGUAUAUUACACAUAUAGCUCAAACUUUACGUUUGUAGUUAAAAUAAUAACAAAGGACAAUAAAAUUUAGCCCCGCAGUAAAUUCUUAAUUUUUGAUCGCAUCGCAACAUGAGUUAAAAUUUGCCCAAAUAUUUUGAUCGCAGCUGUAGUGACUUUCUUUAGUGGGAAGCUUGCAAUGAUUAAAAGGAGGCGACACGUGGCAUGACUUUUUGAGGUGAGUUAACAAGUUAAAGUGGCCUCAACGACUUACAACGUAUCGUCACAAAUUUAACUUCGUGUUGCGAUCAAGAUUUAGACGUGCAAUGAAUUUCGUCCAACAGAUAAGUUUUCGUAAAAUGAAGAUAAAGUUUAAUUAGCCAAUGAGAAUGCAGAAUUAUUUAAACAUGCUUUUUAUUCCCAUAGUACAUCUACGUCCCAUAAAAGCAGUAA
Porites lobata is the source of this 20776-nucleotide messenger RNA. The record is from the annotation of a GenBank genome assembly. NCBI's taxonomy places the organism in Eukaryota, Metazoa, Cnidaria, Anthozoa, Scleractinia, Poritidae.